UACGACACUUGAAUACGUACCAGUAUUCGACAUCAAUACCCAAGUCCAAGUAACCUGUAAGUAUGCCUAAACCUCUAGAAUUUCAACUAAACAGGAUACAAUCCAUCUACCUUUUUAAUAAAAUAUAUAAACCGAAUUUCUUGCAUGACAAAUUGGGAAUAAUGAUAAAAUAACAUAUCUUGGUAAUUCAAAAGGGAGGCAGCGGCAGGAGCACUAAGAAUAUUUCUCCUUUUGGAAUCAUCAAAUUUAUUUUCCUCUCAUGUUUGUACAAAACAGAAAGCAAAACCAUCAAUGGAUCAAGAACAUGAUACGUGCAACAUGCCACAAGAAUCAAACAGCAUUAACAACAUCCACUAUAAAAGUUAGAGCCAUUGGCUUCAUACUAAGCUCAAUAACAGGGAAAAGAGCAUUCAAAAUCACAAUUAAAUGGUUACUAAUGCUUUUAGCUUAAGGGUCACCUGCAUAAGACUUAGACCAUACAUAUUCAUGGUUUUAGUUCAAGCUGCCUCUGCUUUUCUCUAUUUCAUAACAGAAGCUGCUUUCAACCAUGGGAUGAAUCCUCAUGUUUACGUCACGUACCGUCAUGUAGUUGGUGGAAUCACAGUUUUUCCCUUUGCAUAUUUCCUUGAAAGGAAAGCAAGGCCAAAGAUGACAUUCACCGUGUUUAUGGAAAUCUUUCUUUAUUCUCUACUUGGAGUGGGAUUAACAAUAAACAUGUACUUUGCAAGCUUACAAUACACUUCACCAGCAUUUUUGUCAGCAACAGUAAACACAAUUCCUACAUUGACCUUUAUACUAGCAGUGGCAGUCAGGUUGGAGACUCUUAACUUGAGAAAACCUCGCGGAAUAGCAAAAGUGACUGGAACUUUCGUGUCCUUGGCUGGGGUGAUGAUCGUAACAUUAUACAGAGGACCAGCAAUCAGAUGCCUGUGGGAACCUCCGAUACACCUGAUAAAAGGCGAAUUCCACAAAAAUUGGGUAAAAGGUCCACUACUUACCAUAGCAAGUUGUAUAUCAUGGUCGAUAUGGUUCACAAUGCAGGGAUUCACAUUGAAAAGGUAUCCUGCACCAUUGUCAUUAGCUGCAUGGGCAAACUUUGUAGGAGCAGCACAAUCUGGUGCUUUCACUUCAUUGGCUGUUCGACAUCAACCAUCUGUAUGGAUUACAAAAUCCUUCAUCGACAUAGCAACCAUUCUAUUUAGUGGAGUAGUUUCCUCUGCCUUAAACUUCAUGAUGAUUGUAUGGUGUUCAAAAGAAAAAGGUCCUGUCUUUGUAACUAUGUUCUGUCCACUACAGACACUACUAGUAGUAAUCUUCGCAUAUUUCAUAGUCGGUGAAAAGCUAUACACGGGCAGCAUAAUAGGAGGAGUUACAAUUGUUAUAGGUUUGUACCUAUUGCUAUGGGGAAAAGUAAAUGAUCAAGUCAAAAUCACAUCUGAGAAGCAACUACCUCUGUCAACUAACGAGCAGAAUGAACCCAAAAGAACAGGAGUCAUUGAAUCAGUGACUGAAACCUGCAAAGAGGGCAGACAGAUUACUCAUAUUCUCCCCAACUAAUGAAAAAAAAAAAAAAAAAAAGAAAAGAAGCUUACGGGAUCAAGCUUGGCUUCAUUUUUUUCCAGUAGCUAUUGAACGGUAAUAGAGUACCGACAAAAGAAAAAGAAACAGGCUACU
This is a messenger RNA of Amaranthus tricolor (Joseph's coat), 1674 nucleotides long. RefSeq names its product WAT1-related protein At4g08300-like. Gene Ontology annotation, cellular component: plasma membrane. Bases 427 to 1557 code for a protein of 376 amino acids. The transcript has 7 exons. NCBI's taxonomy places the organism in Eukaryota, Viridiplantae, Streptophyta, Magnoliopsida, Caryophyllales, Amaranthaceae. Gene Ontology annotation, molecular function: transmembrane transporter activity. The record is from RefSeq and is a predicted model, not a curated record.